AUGCCUGGAGGCCAGGAACCCCUCCUGGCGCGGCCAACUUCGCCCCAAUCAUCAAACCAGGACCUCGCCGAGGAGGACGCUCUGCUCACAGGCCAACCCACCAACCGAUCGGAAGACAAUCGGAACAGAUGGCGGGAAAUCGGACUCUUCACAUGGGCCUUACUUGCGACUGCAGCCGUUGUGGCGCUUGCAGUCGUCUUCCAACAUGAGAGACAGGUCGGCAGUAAACCCAACAACGGAGGGUGGGGAGAAGAUGGAAAACCCUCUGGCAAACGAAACAUGAUCUUCAUGGUGUCGGACGGCAUGGGUCCGACAUCGCUAGCCUUGACGAGGAGUUACCGCCAGUAUGCCAGCGGGCUACCGAUUGACGACGUCUUGGUACUAGACCAACACAUCAUUGGCACUUCGCGAACCCGCAGCUCGAGCAGUCUGGUUACUGACUCGGCCGCUGGUGCCACCGCCUUCUCGUGUGGCUUCAAGAGCUAUAAUGGCGCUAUCUCAGUUCUGCCAGAUCACACUCCUUGCGGGACCGUUUUGGAAGCGGCAAAGAAGGCCGGCUAUAUGACCGGUCUAGUAGUAACCACCCGUCUCACAGACGCAACACCCGCUUGCUUCGCCGCUCAUGCCAACCGCCGCGAGUACGAAGACCUGAUUGCCGAGCAGAUGAUCGGACAUUAUCCCCUCGGUCGCGUGGUUGAUGUCAUGAUCGGUGGAGGCCGCUGCCACUUUCUUCCCAAUACCACCGAGGGCUCAUGCCGCAGCGACUCCAGGGAUGUCGUUGCAAUGGCCAAGAAGAACGGAUUCAACUACUUCGACAGCCGCAAGGAAUUUGAUGCCCUCGCUUCCUCCGGCGAGGUCAAGCUUCCCCUGCUCGGCCUCCUCGCCCCUACCGAUAUUCCAUAUGAAAUCGACCGUGAGCACGUCUCCGAUGUCUACCCCUCCGAGUCCGAGAUGGCCGAGUUCGCUCUAGAGGCCCUCUCUGCCGCCACCAAGGACAGCGACAAGGGCUUUUUCAUCAUGAUUGAAGGCUCUCGCAUCGAUCACGCCGGCCACGGCAAUGAUCCUGCUGCCCAGGUUCACGAAGUUCUGGCGCACGACAAAGCCUUCUCCGCCGUCCUCGACUUUUUGGAGAAGGAUCCCACACCUGGCAUCCUAGUGAGCACAUCCGACCACGAGACUGGCGGUCUUGCCACCGCCCGCCAACUCCACAAGGAAUAUCCACAUUAUUACUGGUUCCCUGGCGUACUGGCGAAUGCCUCGCAUUCGGCCGAAUAUGCUGCACACAAGUGGGCCGACUAUUUGUCCUCGGAUUUGGCGACUGCGGCCUCGCGUGACGAGAAGCGCGUUGCCGUCGAAUCUAUUCUCCAGGAUGAUUUGGGCAUUGUCGACUUCUCGUCUGGCGAAGUCUCCGACAUCAUCGACGCGGAGCCUAUAUGGCCGCCUAGCUACCUAUUCGCUGACAUGAUCUCGCGCCGUGCGCAGGUUGGCUGGUCCACACACGGACAUAGUGGGGUUGACGUCAACAUCUACGCUUCAGCGCCGGAACAUGCACGUCAACUCGUUGGAAACCACGAGAACAUUGAAGUAGGACGCUUCAUUGCCGAGUACCUAGACGUUGACAUCGAUGCCGUGACAAGUGAGCUAAAGAGCAAACAUGUCAAGACGGGCAGUUCCGGCCUGGAUUUUCCAGAAGUCGAAACCGCGGAUGCCGCGCUGGAGAGACUGUUCCCCGGUGAGGAGAUGGGCGACUAUGCGUGGAUGGGACCACCGGGCCUACCAGUCAAUCCGAACGGACAGCUCAAAGUCCUGGACGAUUAUCAUGGCGAUUUCAAGCACCGAAAGAGAGAGGAGAUGGAAUGUGGGUGUGGGAUGAUGCACUGA
Cyphellophora europaea CBS 101466 is the source of this 1881-nucleotide messenger RNA. RefSeq lists its product as uncharacterized. The record is from RefSeq and is a predicted model, not a curated record. Gene Ontology annotation, biological process: dephosphorylation. NCBI's taxonomy places the organism in Eukaryota, Fungi, Ascomycota, Eurotiomycetes, Chaetothyriales, Cyphellophoraceae. The transcript has a single exon. Gene Ontology annotation, molecular function: alkaline phosphatase activity. Gene Ontology annotation, cellular component: fungal-type vacuole membrane. The coding region runs from base 1 to 1881 and encodes 626 amino acids.